Molecule: messenger RNA, 1866 nt
Organism: Laetiporus sulphureus 93-53
Lineage: Eukaryota; Fungi; Basidiomycota; Agaricomycetes; Polyporales; Laetiporaceae
Exons: 10
Coding region: 1-1866 (621 amino acids)
Biological process (GO): vacuolar transport
Molecular function (GO): protein dimerization activity
Source: RefSeq, a predicted model, not a curated record
AUGAAGACCUUUUAUCUACGUACUGUCCUUACGCUGCUUGCCGCCACCCGUACCGCAACGGCCGACGACCAGCCUUGCACCGCUCGUGAUGGCGAUGACUACUAUGACCUGAGCUCUCUUAAGUCAAGUACUGAUUACAGAUUCAAGUCGCCAGGCGGCUAUGAGUUCGUAUUGAACGUCUGCAAGCCAGUCGUUUCAGAUAUGUGGGCGAUCAAAGUAGACGACCCUGCGAUUGUCGGUGGGUUCUCUCGCCACGAGCGCGGAGACUUCUCCAUCGGGAAUACAAAUUCCACUCUAGUGGUUCAGAACGGUCAUCCAACGCUCUUGAUGACAGGUGGUUCUCGCUGCCCUGGCGCCGAUACUAUGACUGCCUCUACCGUCGUUCGGUUCACUUGCGAUACUUCUGUCUUAGGCCAACCCGAAUUGGUCGCACAAUUACCUCCAUCGGAUGUGGAUGCAUGUUCCUUUUUCAUCGAGUGGAGAAGCCAUGUAGCUUGUCCUACCCACGAGAAGACUGGAAGAAUAGGAUUCGUGACAGUCCUUGCCGCGAUAUUGACAACAUUAUUCAUGCUGUACAUCCUAGUGGGAACGUUCUACAAUCGUUACGUCCUCGAACUCCGAGGUUUCGAGCAGAUCCCACGCAUAUCGUUUUUCGCCUUCAGCGACAUUAUCGCAUUCUUCGGCGGUUGCAUGGACAGAACGCGACACCAGCCUUCCUGGCACUCCAACGGUGGCGGGACACGGAGGAGAGGCAGUGGUUCUGGCUAUACCGGGCUGGCGGAGGAAGAGGAGGCUAUGAUGGCCGGGCCGCCGGGCUUUCUGGACGAGCACGACGAGGAAGACGUACGUCCUCAAGGCGCUCACGGAAGCGAGAAUGCAAGGCCGGCGGGAAUUGACGCUGACGGCAUUAUACCACCCACAGUGGGUGCGUACACAACGAGUAACUACCCAAUGUAUGCCCAAGAAGAGGACUCGACCUACCUCAUGUAUCAGCAGCAGAUGCCGUACCAUCAGGUCGUGCAUCCCGGCCCUCCUCCUCGCCAGUUGUCAGAGACAGACCUGCAGCAAGCGAUGCACUAUCAGCGUUCCCUCAACAUGAUGCCUCCCCAGGCGCAUUACGCCGCCCCCGUGUACAACGCUUCCCCGCCUCAUGGCGUGAUGCCUCUUUCGGGCUCACCUCCCCCGUCGUCACCCAAUAUGUAUGACCCUCUCUCCCCUCCCGUCUCCGGAUCGGACACGUCCGCGGACGGGAUCUACCAUCACUCGCGCAACAGCUCUCUUACGGGCUCACCGUCGUCGUCGCGCGCCAAUUCGCUUGUUCACCGCCAUUCAUUGCGCUACAAUCCGACUCCGUCUCCCACGAGCUCAUCUACUGGACGUAGAAGCCGAGGUCGAUCAUUUUCAGACGACGACGACAUCAUGGGUGUUGCCAUGGCCGAGUCACUUGCGAACACGAGGAAGGAGGCGACGCGCCGCCAGAGGAUAGAGGCAGAGCAGAGACGUCGGGACGAGCUCCGGGAUGGAUAUGCGAGAUUGAAGGAGGUCUUGCCGGUGUCAAACCAGAAAAGUUCCAAGGUUUCUCUUCUGGAACGCGCGACGAAUCAUAUUGUAUCGUUGGAAAAGCAGAACAGGCAGUUGCAGGCCCGCCUCGCUCAAGUGGAGCAGGAGGUGCAGCGAUUGCGCGCUCUUAACGAGAAGAUUUCGCUCGGUGUUGCGAACACGCCCUCUCCGGGCCAGGUCAACAUGGACGCUCGUCCGCUGUCUCCUCCGCCCGAAGAUUCACAGCAAGCGCACCGCCUUACCUCCGUCGCUGGACAGGAACCUCCGAGCGAGUCCAGUCCGUCCGCAUCGGAGAAGGACUAUUGA